AUGGAAAAUCAAAAUUCUAAUACUGAUAAAGCUACAAAAACGACAAAUGGCGUGAGCAACAGUACCCCGGCCAAUGCAACUAAUGGCACAAUAAAGGGAUUGAUUGGUGGAGAAAGUUUAGCCUCGAAUGGUAGCCCGACCAUACGCAAUCAGGACUCAUGGGAAGAAGUUACCAUUGAUGUACCAUGGGGAACUGUACAAGGCAAAUGGUGGGGUAGUCGCAACAAACAACCCAUUUUGGCCUUACACGGUUGGCAAGAUAAUUGUGGUACAUUUGAUCGCCUGUGCCCCUUGAUGCCUCCAGAAAUUCCCGUAUUAUGUAUUGAUUUACCCGGCCAUGGUAAAUCAUCACACUACCCCAAAGGUAUGCAAUAUUUCCUCUUUUGGGAUGGCAUCUGUUUAAUACGUCGCAUUGUACGUAAAUAUGGCUGGAAACGUGUUACCCUAAUGGGUCAUUCGUUGGGUGGUGCUUUAACCUUUAUGUAUGCUGCCAGUUUUCCGGCAGAAGUUGAGAAGCUAAUAAAUUUCGAUAUUGCCGGACCGACGGUGCGCAGCAUUGAUCGUCAGGCGGAGACCACAGGCUGGGCCCUGGACAAAUUUCUUGACUAUGAAACAUUGCCGGAAACUAAAGUACCUUGUUAUUCUUAUAGUGAAAUGACAAAGCUAGUGCUCGAUGCCUAUGAUGGUUCCGUCGAUGAGGCGUCGGUAAAAUAUUUAAUAGAACGUGGCAUGGAAGUGGCACCACAACAUAUCAGUGCUGAUGGUUAUCAUUUUUCCAGAGAUUUACGACUAAAAGUCUCCCUCUUGGGCAUGUUUACCGCCGAUCAAGUCUAUGCCUAUGCGAAACGUAUACGCUGUAAAGUUCUCAAUAUACGCGGUGAUCCCGGUAUGAAAUUUGAAAAUCCACAUGUCUAUGAUAAUGUGAUUGAAAUACUUAAAGAAAAUGCGGAACUUGUGAUAUAUAAAAUUGUACCUGGAACACAUCAUUUGCAUCUCGUGACACCGGAACGUGUUGCAACGCAUGUCAAUGAGUUUUUAUUACAAGCUUAA
Messenger RNA from Musca vetustissima, 1050 nucleotides. RefSeq names its product probable serine hydrolase (gene kraken). Lineage: Eukaryota; Metazoa; Arthropoda; Insecta; Diptera; Muscidae. The transcript has 3 exons. The coding region runs from base 1 to 1050 and encodes 349 amino acids. The record is from RefSeq and is a predicted model, not a curated record.